ACAGUUUAAUAACUCUUACUUAAUGUUUGUCCUUAGGUAUGGAAUGGACCUAAACGGCGCAAGAAGAAAAAACGCAACUAGAGAGACAACGAGCACCUUAAAAGCGUGGCUGAACGAGCACAAGAAGAACCCAUACCCUACGAAGGGCGAGAAGAUAAUGUUGGCGAUCAUCACCAAGAUGACACUGACGCAGGUGUCGACGUGGUUCGCCAAUGCGCGCCGCCGGCUCAAGAAGGAAAACAAGAUGACGUGGGAGCCGAGAAACAGGGUCGAUGAUGAUGACAAUAAUAAUGACGAUGAUGACCAUAAAAGCAACGAUGGAAAAGAUGGACUAGAUGGAAAAGACUCAGGAACCGGCUCUAGUGAAGACGGAGAUAGACCUCAGCAAAGAUUAGAUAUGCUUGGGCAAAGGACAGAAUCAGAAUGGUCCGAAUCACGCGCUGAUAGUGGUCCCGAAUCACCUGAACCUUAUGAAAGACCUAUUCACCCAGCCUAUCAGCAUUUACCUUCCCGUGCGCCACCCGGCAGCACUCCAGCCUCAGCAAAGCCCAGAAUAUGGUCACUAGCGGAUAUGGCAAGCAAAGAGGGUGAAGCACCAGCACCACCAUCACCAGCAUCCGCGUUCUACCAGUCAGCAGCCGCUGCGGCGGCAGCUCGCCUUGCUCACCCCUACAGCCGACCUGAGUUAUAUCGAGGCCUGUAUCCUCCGACUCACCCGGCGGACGUGGCCCUCCUCGAGUACUCUCGUUCGCUGGCGCUGGCUGCACCUGCCCCCGCACCUCCAGCUCCCUCACCGUCCUCAUCGUCCACGUCGUCGCUGGCCGAGCCCCCUCCCCCACCUCGGGCCUGACCACAAGCCCCACGCCCGCCGUUGGCGCAUCGACAAUAAUUUCGAUCUCCCCUGAAAGUGCCGCGAGAGGGCACUCAGCCUGUAAAUAGCGAUAGACUAAUAUAAAUAUGUAUACAUACGUAUAAAUACGUGAUAAUAAUUAUUAUGCACCGGUAGAGAAGCUUAGAUUUGUGAUAGUGGACACAUGCGAGCGGUGCGCCACCUGCCGCCGCCCGCGCCGUGAGGUUGACAACUCGCAAACGACGUCGACGCAGCGCCCGCGCCGACCGACCGACAAUACUAGGUGCUAUACAAGUUGGACCUUGCGACAUGUUGCUGUAGUUAUUAUUGGAGGUGGUUAACGAAGUGAUUUCAUUCAAAAUAGGUAUUAAUAUGUGUUAAGUUUCUUAUACAUAGAUAAACAACACUGUUUUAGAUUAUUAUUUGUAUGUAGUGUAAAUUAUUAUUUCAAAUAUUCUACUUAUAUUUAGUGCCUAAUUACGUCCAGUGUUUUCUAUUGUUUGAUAGUUUCUUAUAAUAUCUAACAUUCGAAUUUUAAUAUUUAUUGAUACGAGGUCAGUAGUAUAACGAGUCGUUAAUAUAAGAUUUUUUUAUCUACAAUACUUAUAUCAAUAAUUUAUAUCAGAUUUGGUGAGGAUUUCAGAAAGUCUGUAUAGCUUUUUCUAGUCAAGAGACUAUGAUUGUCUGUGUUAAACAUAUAUGAAAUUACAUAACUAUGUCUAGUAAUCACCUUUAGUUACUAAUGAAUUCCCGAUGGUAGGGCUGGCAUGAACAAUAAUACGUCAUCAAUAUCAACAUACUAUGAUGAAAUCACACAGGUAUUUUAUUAGAAUUUCUUACGCCGCGGGCCGUGCUGUGGCAGGUAUGGGAGUCCCUGGUAUAAAACCCUAUUAUCUGUGUUAUAAUUCAUAGGUAAUAGGCACCUAAAGUUAGAAACUUUAAACCAUGUGGGACCAACGAAACGUGAAAUGCGGAAGAGAGUCGGGCUUCCUGCGAAAUUAAAAUAAUUAGAGUCCAAAUAAAAGUUGCUCGCUGCUAUAGUACAUAAUUGUAGGAAAUUUACUGUCACAAUUAAAAUAUCUAGCAUUGCUGUUAACUUUUGUUUGCGUAUGGCAGAACGUUAUAAAAUUUGAACAAACCAUGUUUGUGUUACAUACGCAUAAAGGUGCCUAAUUUCCAUUUCAUGUUGUGCCAACUUUUUAUAUUACUGAAAUUAUCUUAAUUAAUUUGAUCGUUACUUACAUUUAUGCAUUUAUAUUAAUUUCCGUGAUGUAUUUAAUGUAACAAAGAGCCUUAGUUAAAAGUUUAGUUUUUAGAAUAGGUUAGCGAGAAUUAUUCUUUAACUUUUGACUGUAUGGAGGUGAUUUUUUGUUAGUUUUCUUUUUACUGAUUCGUAGUAUUAACGAAACCGUUUCCGCUUACAACUCUAGCAGUUUUUGAGUUUAUAAACGCGAUACCACACCACGCUUGUGUAUUACAUCACAAUCUAGAUUCUCUUUUCCAUCUCUCACUUACAAAACUGAUAUAAAAUUAGCUGCCAAUAAGUCUUUUUCUAGUUAUUGAAUAAUAUUAAUUUAGUUUUAUUUUCUUACACUGUUGCAAUCUGUCUGCAGCAUUGUGAACUUAGAGAUCUGAAUAAUAAAGUGUAAUUUAUUUUAAUGCUAAGUAUCUAUUAGAUAUUGUUAUAGAAGUGGAGAGGUCGCAGCUCUUUGUGAUUCCGCUCAACCUGUUCACACUUUGCCAGGCCCGAUAUUUCGGCGUUUUGUGCUGCCAGCCCUACUCGAAACGGAAAUCUAUCUCAACUGUAGCAUUCACACAACAUUCGUCUUCGUAAAAAUUGUCAUAACUAAAUAAAAAUGGCCUUGUAUAAUUAUUGUAAACGUUAAAAUAAUGUAAAUUCACAUCGUUUAUUUGUUUCUAUACAUUGUACCUAUAAUAUUUUUUUUCAAUAUUGUAGAGACUGAAAGUCCAAAAUUGAGUCUAUAGUUUUGUACAUACGUCGCUGUUGUAAGUAUAUAUUGUAAUAAUAACGUGAGUAUUUAAGAGAGGUAAAUGCAAUAAUUUUUCUGUAUUAGAAUUCCUUUUGAUGUAAAUAAGACACGGAUGGAAGACGUGAAUCUUCAAAGUAGUUAUGUAAACAUCGAAAUGUAUAUUCGAUUGUAAACGAUAUACGAAUACCCUAACGACAAUGUAUAUUUUCAUUAAACAACAUACUUGCAUUUCUGAAUUCAUAUUUUACUGUAUAAUAACCGUAGAGUCAGUGCCAUUCAGCGAAUUGUAGCAUCAGAAACAGUUGUAUCAUACAUGGAUUUAGUUGAAACAAAAUAAGUGUUGGUAAAAUUAUUCAAUGUUGUCCAAUUUUGUUAGCUUCAAACGUCUUUUAACCGUUUUCCCAGAAAGGUGUGUGAAUAGAUGCAAUAAAAUUUAAUACAGAAAUAUUU
Spodoptera frugiperda (fall armyworm) is the source of this 3291-nucleotide messenger RNA. It is a transcript of the gene mirr, whose product is annotated as iroquois-class homeodomain protein IRX-5. The transcript has 2 exons. Gene Ontology annotation, molecular function: RNA polymerase II cis-regulatory region sequence-specific DNA binding; DNA-binding transcription factor activity, RNA polymerase II-specific. Gene Ontology annotation, biological process: neuron differentiation; cell development; regulation of transcription by RNA polymerase II. Gene Ontology annotation, cellular component: nucleus. Bases 23 to 850 code for a protein of 275 amino acids. NCBI's taxonomy places the organism in Eukaryota, Metazoa, Arthropoda, Insecta, Lepidoptera, Noctuidae. The record is from RefSeq and is a predicted model, not a curated record.